CCUCCGCUCCCCAGGACAUGUGUGUGGUGUGUGGGAGCUUCGGAAAGGGAGCAGAGGGCCGACUGCUGGCUGCGCCCAGUGUGGCCAGUGUUUACCACCCCUUCUGUGUCAACAUCAAGAUAACCCGUGUGGUCCUGAGUAAAGGCUGGCGUUGCUUGGAGUGCACGGUGUGCGAGGCGUGCGGCGAGGCCAGUGACCCCGGGCGGCUGCUGCUGUGUGACGACUGUGACAUCAGCUACCACACCUACUGUCUGGACCCUCCCCUGCACACCGUCCCCAAGGGAAGCUGGAAGUGCAAGUGGUGUGUGUCCUGUACCCAGUGUGGUGCCACCUCCCCAGGCCGUGGGUGUGAGUGGCAGAACAACUACACCCGCUGUGGCCCCUGUGCCAGCCUGGAGUCGUGCCCGCUGUGUGCCAGGAGCUACCGUGACGACCAACUCAUCCUGCAGUGUCGCCUGUGUGACAGGUGGGUCCAUGCCAGCUGCCAGGGUCUGAACUCGGACGAGGACGUGGAGAAUGCUGCUGAUGACGGCUUUGACUGCUCUCUUUGUACCACACACAGCCUGCCCUCGCAUGCAAUGUUAAUGGACAACAAGGAAGCUCCAAUCAUGGCCCAAAUAGUAUCCAGAAUCCGAGAGCCGGAGCACCAGAAGACCUACACCCAGGACGGCGUGUGUCUGACCGAGUCGGGCCUGUGCCAGCUCCAGAGCCUGGUGGUGCCCUCCUCACGGCGCCGCAGGUCCAAACCCAAACUGAAGCUGAAGAUCAUCAACCAGAACAUCGUGUCUGUGCUCCAGACCCCCCCGGACCCCCACUGUGAGCUGUCCCGCGACGGAGACUUGGACGACAGCAAAGCAGACAUGAUGGACUGUGAUGUAAAGUCGGACUCCAGCCCUGAACGUGCUCACGCCGACGAGGACGCCAAGGGGUCAGAGGUCACCAACGGCAACAAGAAGAGGAAGAGAAAGCCGUAUAGACCCGGUAUUGGUGGCUUCAUGGUGCGACAGAGGAGCAAGGCUGGACAAGGCAAAACCAAACGAUCCCUCUCCAGGAAGGAUUCCACAGGCUCUCCAACAGAGCAGGGCAAGGAGGAAGUCUGGAACGAUGGCGAGGUUGGCCCGGGAGAGGAACAAGCCCCCGUGCCUGUGGAGGGUCUGGAGAAGGUCAGGAAGAGAUACCGUAAACAGAAGACCAAGCUGGAGGAGGCCUUCCCCUCCUACCUGCAGGAUGCCUUCUUUGGGAAGGAGCUGAUGGAUAAGAGCAAGCAGGGGAGGAGGUCGGGAUUCGAACCCAUGGGUCUGAGCGAGGAGCCGUCUGGGCUGCAGGUGGAGACCAAACACCCCGCCGCUCGCUUCCUGGACCCCUCGUCCGACCCCCUGCUAAGCUCCACCUCUGCCACGCCCAUCUCUAGGACGGGAGGAGUGCUACCCCAUGAUGAGGAUCCGUUAGUGGACCUCUCAGAGGUCCUGACCACCGACGCUGACCUGCUGGGGAUGCUGUCUGAGGAGCUGGUGAAGCCAGGGAGAGACUCAGGUCUUGAUUUAGGCCCUUUCCAGGUGGACAGUUCUCCCUCUCCCUUUGCUGGUCUGGACAUUGGCCCCAUCACAGAUGACCCCUCUAUGACCUCUCCGCCCUCAGCAGGAAGCCGGAGCUCUAGACCAGUGCAGGACGAGCCUCUGGAUGCCAUCUUGAGUCCUGAACUGGACAAGAUUGUAACUGACGGUGCAAUUCUGAGUAAGCUCUACAAGAUACCAGAGCUGGAGGGGAAGGACGUGGAGGAUCUGUUCACUGCUGUACUGAGUCCCAGUACCAGCCAGACUCUGCAGCACCCCCACUCAGGCCACCCUCCUGGGCCCAGCAGACCUAGAGGCAUGACCCUACAACAGCCAGGCAACGGUGGAAUGUUUCCGCGAAUGCCCACGAUGAACGGGAUGAUUGGGCCCAACCCCCUCUUUCCUUCAAAUCCCAGGAUGCCCGGCGGUGGCAACUUCUCCCCACUCCAUAGAAUGCCCUUCCCUGAUAACAUGAGGGACAGGAAGUUGAAUCAGAUGGGGGGUGAUGUGAUUGGUCCGUGGAGUGCGUCCGGAGCUGGCGGGGUAGCGGGCCCGCCUCCGGAGACGGAGUCUGAAACCAUGUCGAACACCCAGCGCAGCACGCUGAAGUGGGAGAAAGAGGAGACUCUGGGGGAGAUGGCCACCGUGGCUCCUGUUCUCUACACCAACGUCAACUUCCCCUCACUGAGGGAGCAGUAUCCAGAGUGGUCCACUAGAGUGAAGCAGAUUGCCAAGAUGUGGAGGAAGGCUAGCGCCCAGGACAGAGCUCCCUAUGUGCAAAAAGCGAGGGAUAACCGCGCAGCGCUGCGUAUCAACAAGGUCCAGAUGUCCAAUGAUCCUCUGAAGAGAAAUCCCCAGCAGACUACUCCCGAACCUUAUGACCCUAGCGUUUCCAUGGAGACCGACUUGCUGUUUAAAGAUCCCCUGAAGCCUAAGGAGUCUGAACAUGAGUUGGAGUGGAAGUUAAGACAGGGAGAGUUAAAUCAGAUGUGGGGACCCGAUAAGGCGCGGCAGGAAAAACUGGUCCCAAAAAGCAAAGCCAUAAAAUCAACCAAUAAAGACGUCCUAUUUGGACAUUCCAACCAAUCAACAAUAGCUACCGGAGGUGGCAAAGUGUCUCUGCAAAUGAGACAGAAGAGCAAGCAACAAGCCAAAAUUGAAGCCACUCAGAAGCUGGAGCAGGUUAAGAGCGAGCAACAGCAGCAGAGACAACAACAACAACAACAACAGAUGCUGAUUGGCCAAUCAGGAGGAGACUCUGCCGACAGCAGUGGUGAUCGGAGCCCCUUGACCCCCCAAUCCAGUGGCGGAAAUGCAUCCCCGCUACAACCAAUCGCAUCCAAGGAUGGGUUCACUAGGCCCGCCCUCCAUACAGGCUGUAGCACAGGUUCGCCUGAUGACGUGUUCCUUAGACCCCAAGCUCCACCCCCAUCCGCUGUCUCCAACAGGACCCACCUCCAUGACCCUUCCUACCAACAACAGCCUCAACAGGCCCAGGCCCAACUUCAACUCCAGGCCCAGGCCUCACCCCAGGGCCAGCCUCAGUCCCCCCAGAUGUUCUCCCCAGGUUCUUCCACCUCCAGGCCCUCCUCUCCCUGGGACCCCUAUGCCAAGAUGGUUGGUACCCCUAGACCACCAGCAGGGGGCUCCACCACCCCUCGACAAGACAGGGGUAGGCCAUCACCAGUCCAUGAGUCUUUCAGCUCGCCCACAACUGGAGUCUCUGAUCCUUACUCAAAACCCCCAGACACCCCAAGGCCUUCUGAGCCCUUCAUGAAGCCUCAGGGACCUCCAAGGACUGGAGCUGACCAGCAGGGGAGGCCGAUAAUGAGCCCCCCAAGCACUGACCAGUUAGGGAGACUUGGGGGCCAUGGACCCGAGGCUUAUCAAAGAAUGGCCCACAACAGGAUGGUUCUCUCGGAUCCGUAUGCACGGCCGCUUCUCACCCCUGUCCCAGGCAGCAACGAGGCUGGGUCUGUGCCCGUCUUCAAGGCUCCCAUGCCCCUCCACCACCAGGCUCCUCAGGACCCUUACAGCUCCAUACCUGCUGGGAUGAGGCGAGGACUGGCUGACCCAUACGAACGACCCCCUUUGACCCCCAGGCCCAUGGAGGGCUUCCCUCAAGCUCACCAGGGGCACCAGGUUGACCCUUACUCCCAGCGGACGAGCCCCGGGGAGGGAAUGGGUAAAGAGGCACGGGGGAUGCGGCAGCCCCAGGAUGGACAGUUCUCCCAGGUCAUGCAAGGUAUGGCCUCCCCCCUCAGGAACCCGUACGGCCAGGCCCCGGGCACCCCCAGGCCAGAUUACACCCAGAACAUGCCUGACCCUUUCGCUCAACAGCCAGGGACACCGCGACCUUCUGCAGACACCUACUCCCAUCAGCCAGGCACCCCCAGACCUUCUUCAGAGGGUUACGCCCAGCCCCCGGGUACCCCAAGACCACACUCAGACCCCUCCUACCUCCAGACCCCAGCCAGCCUCCGACUGGAUCAGUUCAACCAGCAGCUCCAGCAGACAGCCAAUCGCAGGCAGUCUCCGUCUCAUGCCGCUAUGGACCCGUACGCCUCCAUGCCUGGAACCCCCAGAUCGGGCGAUCGGUACCCACGCUCACCUGGUAGUCAGAGGAACGUUCUAGACCCUUACUCCCAGGCCCCAGGCACACCCAGACCGGGACUAUCGGAGCCCUAUGCCCAAGCCCCAGGGACCCCUCGCCCAGGUUCUGUCCCAGAGUCCUUUACCCCAUCGGGGUCAAGGCUGUCACCUAUGACCCAGCACCCUGGAGACCCUUACUCCCAUCGUUCACCAGGCAGGCUUCAGGCCCCAGGUCCUGCUCACACACCACAGCACCCUGGCAUAGUGGAGGACGGGUUCUCCCUGCCACAAGCCAAUCAAAUGGCGGGUCACGACCCCUUUGAACAAGGUCCAAUGACACCCUGUCCUCAAAACGUGGAGAGAUCUGUGAGUGAAAUUGCUCAGUCAGCAGGUAUCUCAAUAGAGACCCAGAACAUCAUGCAGCCCCAGCUGGGGGACACAGAGGAGAAGCUCAGACAGCGUCAGCGUCUUCGCCAGCUGAUCUUGCGGCAGCAGCAACAGAAGAGCGCCAUCCGCCAGGAAAAAGGUCUACAGGAAGUCAACCCUGCCACUUCCACUUCCUCCAACCCCAGCCUGGCCACACCCCAACACUGGCCCCUGGACGACCCCACGGGCCCUCAACAACAGGCAGACCUAUUUGGCCGCCCACCUCCCCCGUAUCCAGGGACCAUGAGGGCUGGGGUUGGACCCCCUCACCCGCCUGGGGGUGGUGUGAGAUUUCCAGGAACCUUCCUUUCGGAUCAGCAGAGGCCUUUCAUUAAUGAGGGCCCGUUUCCGAGGCAACAGUUCUCCAGGGAUGUAGGCGGUAUGGCCACCAUGGGAAACAUGGUCAUGAGACCACAGGGCAUGAGGUUUGGGUUUCCCCCAGGGGCUCCAGGAGGCCAUCAAGACCAGCAGUUCCUGCGACCACCCCACCAGAUGUCUCCAGGAGGUGGACCCAUUCCUGAUAACUUGCCCCCCCAGAUGCGGAGGUCCAUGUCGGUCGACUUUAACAGACCCCUUGGGCCCAAUGGCACCAACCCCCAGAUGGGUCUCCCUCAGCCCUACCCCCCUCGAGGGCUACCAGUCCAGCAGCACAACAUCAUGGGCCAGCCCUUCAUUGAGCUCCGGCAUAGAGCUGCAGAGAACCGGAUGAGGAUGCCGUUCGGACACCCAGGCCAACCCAACAUGAUGGACACUUCCAUGCAGGGCCAGAGGCACCCAGGCAACCUCCUGGACCCUGCCCAGGGACAGAGACCCGGGCAGGUGGGUAUGGGGAGUCUGGACGGACAUGGGGCCAGGAUGAUGCACCCUAUGUUGGGUCAGCCUUCCCAGCAAGCAGUUGUUGGUCACCUCCAGAUGUCUGCGAACAUUGAGAGUCUGAGCCAACAGACUCAGCAAUCCAUGAAUACAGGGCAGCAGCAGCAUCAUCACCACCAUCCUCAGAUUUCUAGGUCACACAGUCACCCGGUCACUACGGAAUCCCUCAACACCUCACAACCUGGGGUCCCAACCUUGUCUGGAUCUGGACCCGGUCAGUCUGAGGAGACUACGCUACCAGGAGGAGAUGGGAUCGAGGAACAUCUUGAUGCGGACGACUCUGCCGUGAAGGACCUUGAAGAUGUUGAGGUGAAGGAUCUGGUCGACCUCAACUUGAAUCUUGACCCUGAGGACGGUAAAGAGGACUUAGACCUUGGCCCUAACGACCUUCACCUGGAUGACUUCCUGAUGUCGGAGAAGUUUGACCUUAUCGCCUACACUGACCCCGAACUGAACUUGGAGGACAAGAAGGAUAUGUUCAAUGAGGAGCUGGAUCUAGGAGACCCUAUGGAUGACACGCCGUCCUCUGACCUUCAGAGGGCACUUGCUGAGAAGAGGAGUACCGGGGGAGGAGGAGAUGGAGGAAGCACCUCCAGACACCAGGGGAGGUCUGACACAUCAGCAUCCGCUGGUCAGGUCAAACAGGAGGCAAACAUAGCCAAGGAGGUCCCAGGGAUGCUACAUACUAAAGAAAACAUCAAGAUAGAGGAGCGAGAGGGUCCUUUGCUACCACAUGAUAUCUCUUCUCAUCAGCCUGGCCAGGUCAGCUCAGGCACCCUAUCUGGAUCUUCACCAGUCCUCUCCAGCCUCCUCAUCAAGGAGAAGUUGGAAGAAACUGGUAUGGGUUCCACUGGCUCUCCUCACCAGGGAGACCAGGUUGGGGGGAUGCAGACCAUGCUACCAAGCCAUAUAAACCAGAACCAUGGAACCCACAGGGUCAACCCUUCCUUGAGUGGUCCUCCCGGUGGACACUCUAAUAUCUUCCCUGGAGGUAACCAGCAGAUUCGAGGUUUUGUGGCCCCCGCUGGACCAAUGGGGGAUCUGAACAUGCCUGUGAUGGGCAGUCGCCAACCUGCCCCACAGCACCAUGGUAUUCCACCACAGGGACAACAGCAACUCCCCGGUCUCCCUCUUCAAGCUCCCCAGACCCAUCCCCUCAACAUCCAAGGUCUGGCCCCGCAGGCCCUCCUGGGUCCCCAGCAGCAGUCCUUGUUUCCCCAGGGGCCCUCCCAGCAGGGCCCACCCCAACCCGGACAACCCGGCCAGGAUGCCAACAGGCCACUGCUUCUGGAGGAGCAGCCUCUCCUCUUGCAGGACCUCCUGGACCAGGAGAGGCAAGAACAACAGCAGCAGAGGCAGAUGCAGGCCAUGAUACGCCAGCGGUCCAAUGACACUUUCUUCCCCAACAUAGGCGAGGAGCAAAUGGUUGACUUUGAUACCAUCACAGAUCCGAUCAUGAAAGCAAAGAUGGUAGCCCUCAAGGGCAUCAACAAAGUCAUGGCCCAAAGCACUAUGGGAAUGAACCCGAUGGUCAUCAACAGGUUCCAGCAGGUUCCUGGACCCCCUGCACCAGAGGCUCCCCCCUUACCUCCUCAGGUGCUUGGACAGGAUGGAAAGUUGACUCCACAGAUGGCCAGACCAAACCUACCAAAUUUUGGCCCAGGAUUUGUCAAUGAAGCCCAACGGCGUCAGUAUGAGGAGUGGUUGCAGGAGACCCAGCAGCUCCUCCAGAUGCAGCAGAAAUUCCUGGAGGAGCAGAUCGGAGCCCACAGGAAGUCCAAGAAGGCUCUGUCGGCCAAGCAGCGCACGGCCAAGAAGUCCGGGCGCCCGUUCCCUGAGGAGGAUGCCGAGCAGCUCCGACAUGUGACUGAGCAGCAAGGUGUCGUGCAGAAACAACUUGAACAGAUUCGUAAGCAACAGAAGGAGCAUGUGGAGCUGAUUGAGGACUACAGAGCCAAGCAGCAGCAACAACAACAACAGCAACAGCGGGCCCUCCAGACUCCUAUGAUGCCAGUCAUGCCACCUAUGUCAGGGAUGCCCACAGGGGCACCCCCUAUGGUCCAGCCCGCCAUGGGACCAAUGAUGGGGCCGAUGCCGCCCCUCCCAGGAAACACAAACCCAGCACGCAUACCUAAUGCGCCCAACAUGCCAGGGUGGCAUCCUGGAGGGGCACCCUUGGGAGGACCCGGUCCAAGAGGAAUCAUGCCCCAACAAAUACCCCAACAAAUACCCCAACAAAUUCCCCAGCAAAUUCCUCUCCAGAUACCCCCGGCAACCCCACCUCAACCCCAGCCUCUGCCCCAGACUCCGACGCCACCUUCGAUUGUGUCUAGUGGGCCGGGUACACCAGCCAGCCAGGCUUCAACAGCUGGAGCAGGUCCAGCUGGAGGUAGUGGAGGUGGUUCAGCUAGCACUGCUGGUGGGAAUCCUCACGUGAAGUUCGAUGACAACAACCCUUUCAGCGAGGGCUUUCAGGAGAGGGAGAGGAGAGAGAGGCUGAGAGAGCAACAGGAGAGACAGAGGGUGCAGCUGAUGCAGGAAGUAGAGAGACACCGUGCCCUGCAGCACCGUCUAGACAUGGAGCAGCAAGGCCUGGGCAUGGGGCCUGCACUUGGGCCUGGGGCUGGAGUUGGACCUCUUGCUGUGCCCGGAGCCACAUCAGCUGGGGAUGGACUCUCCCAGAUGCCCUUUUACAAUGCUGACCUUCCCCAAGACUUUCUCCAGCCGUCCCCAAGGCCUCCCCAACAUCAAGGGCUUCAGGGCCAGGGGCAGCCUGGGCAGAUGUUCCCUCAGCAAGGUGCCCUACAGCCAGGGUACCCUGCUGGAGGUCCUCCCCCUGCUCAGGGCUUCGUCCAGGGGCAUGGGGACAGAAGAGCAAUGCCUGGACACGGGCUUCUACCUCUGGAGAUGGGACCCAAUGCCAGACCUAUAAACCCUCAGCUGCAGGCCAUGGCUCAGGCUCAAGGACCUCCCUCUGCCCCAGGUCAGGUGCGUCCUGCUGGGUACGGAGGCCCGGGGAUGCCCCCUCAAGCUGUAGAUGGACACCAUCGGCAUCCUCAUCCAUUCGGGGUGGACUCAUCCUCCACCCCCCUGCCGCCAAACUACCCUGGCUCUGGCCCUUCCCUCAUCCAACUCUACUCUGACAUAAUCCCAGAUGAGAAACCAAAGAAGAAGAGGAACAGGAACAGGAAGAAGAAAGACGACGAACUCUGUGGCGGAGGAGAGUCUGUCCGGACACCAUCGACACCUCGCUCUGACAUCACAGCGCCUCUCACCCCCGCUUUCUCUGACACUUCCUCAACUCCAACGAGAAACUCUGACCUGUCAGAGAUGUUCCAGCAGGCAGGGUCCACCCCUCCAGGUCUGGCACCAUCUUCCGAACUGGAGAGGCAGCUGUCAGCCAGCGGCAUGGCCCAGGGAGGGAGCUCCCACCAGGGCUUGGAGAGCGGGCGAAGCCCCCUGUGUGAUGGUACUCGGGAGAUCAAGCUGGAGAGGAUUGAGGGGGGAGAUUGCAGAGGGGCUGCCCUGAAACAUGGACCCAUGGCUGGGGGAACGGUGAAAGUGGAGGAGGGAAGUGAGGGAUUUGCUUCCCCGCUACACACUUCGACGAAAGAGGGAGAUGCUGGGAAUGAGCUGCUGAAACACCUGCUGAAGGACAAGACUUCGCCACAGCAACAGUCGUGUAGCAACCAGGCCACGCCCACACGCCACGCAGCCAAUGAAGAGGAGGGAACAGAAGACUGCAAGGCCCCUGUCAGACCUGGGUCUGUUGGUGGGAAUAUGACUUCCCUGAACAGUCACCUGACAGGAAGUGGAGAUGUUGUCGACGCUUCGGCUACAGAGCUCGGGGUGAAGAGGAAACAGCAGAGGAACAAGAGAGCCCCCAGGACGGCAGGAGACAAACCACCGUCCCGGUACAAGAAGAGGAAGAAGGAGGAAGAGAAGCAGAUGGUCUACUCAAACUCAGACACCAUGAUGACUCUUAAACAGCUUUCUCUCCUGCCCCUCAUGGAGCCUGUGGUGGGGGUCAACAUGGCCCUCUUCUCCCCCUAUGGCAGUGGCUCCCUGCAGGGGGACAACCGCCUGACAGGGUCCUUUGGUAACGCUUCCCUGGACGGCGUCUCAGACUACUACUCCCAGCUUAUCUACAAGCAGAACAACCUGAGCAACCCCCCUACCCCCCCGGCCUCCCUGCCCCCCACGCCUCCUCCGGUUGUCCGACAGAAGAUGGUCAACGGCUUCGCCACCACGGAGGAGCUUACCAGAAAGGCUGCCGUCCUGGGCAGCCAUGACGUGUCCAGAGUGGUGUUACUGCGCCAGCAGGCAGCUGGAGCAGCAGUGGUAGGCUUCCAGACAGACCCAGACCUGCUGGCCCAGGCCCUGACCCAGACCCCCAGGGCUGUGGACGUGCCAGCCUCCCUGCCCACUCCUCCUCACAACAACCAGGAGGAACUCAGAGGCCAGGAUCACUGCAGUGACAGAGACUCCCCCGACAGCUUCGUACCGUCCUCCUCGCCGGAGAGCGUGGUUGGCAUGGAGAUCAGCCGGUACCCCGACCUCUCCAGGGUGAAGCAGGAACGCCCCUCCCCCCCUGCCUCCCCCGUCAUACCCAUGAUGCCAAGCGCCUGGGGAAAAGGCACAGAGGUGAAGCAGGAGAUCAAGGCGGAGCCAUCUCAGUUCCCAUCCUGCACCAACGCUGGUUUGGUCUCCAUAGCGAUCACCAUCAAUCCUCUGGCAGCCCAGAACAUUCCAGGCGUGAUGGCAGCGGUAGCAGACCUGCUGCGUGUGCGGGUGCCAGGCCACUACGAGGUGAGCCGUGCCCCAGAGAGGAGCUCCCUGGCCCUGCUGGCUGGAGUCAAGGUGCCCCCCACCCAGGCCCUAGACCCCAGUCACCCAGCCCUCGCACCUCCACAGCUGGGCAUGAGGCUCCACAGACCCACCGGACCCCCUGGAGCUCCCACCAUCAUUGUUCCAGGUGCCAGAGGGGACUACAACCAACAUGGCGGAACCGGCCCUGGGGUCAAGCCUCAAUGGUGUUGCCACUGCAAGGUAGUGGUGCUUGGAAAUGGAGUCCGCAAGUCCACCAAAGAUCUUCUCAAGCAGGAGAGCCAGGGUAGGCCUGAGGCCAGCCUGGUGUUCUGCAGUCACAACUGCUCUGUCCUGUUUGCUGCAGCCCUGCAGACCAAGCCCACAGGCAGCAAGGUCAGUGCCCCCCUCCUGCAGCCUGACGAGAACGUUCCGGAGAGUCCGUCCAGGAUCCAGCACCAGUACAGCGCCAACACCUCCACACUUGAUGUCCACUGCCUCCCCCAGCUCACCCCCAAACCCUCCCCUCCCUCCUCCCCGCCCCUCACCUUCCCCUCGUCCUCGGCCAUGGACACGCCCCGCCUCGCCACGGCAACCGCCAAACCCGACGGCCUCAAGGUCACCGUCAAGCUCAAGCCGCGGCCACGAGCGAUCCACACCUCAGGAGGUGAAGAGGAGUCGUCGUCGUUGUGGCGAUCGCCGGGUUCUCAGAGCAAGCGCUGGAAGGGGCUCCGCUGGAGGAGGUGGAGCAUCCGCAUCUUGGUGCCCUGCCACAACGCAUCACUUCCUGCCGAGGAGGAAGUGGAUGAGCUCCUGAAGAAACUGGGGGCAACGCUGAGGCCAGACCCGUUGCCGAGAGACCAUCGGCGGUGCUGUUUCUGCCACGAGGAGGGUGACGGGGUGACAGAUGGGCCGGCUCGGCUCCUCAACCUGGACCUGGACCUCUGGGUCCACCUGAACUGUGCUCUGUGGUCCACCGAGGUGUACGAGACCCAGGCAGGCGCUCUCAUCAACGUGGAGCUGGCGUUGAGGCGUGGCCUGGCGGUGCGCUGCGCCUACUGCCAGCAGACGGGCGCCACCAGUGGCUGCCACCGCCUGCGCUGCACCAACGCCUACCACUUCACCUGCGCCACCAAGGCCCACUGCACCUUCUUCAAAGACAAGACCAUGCUCUGCCACCUGCACCGGCCGAGAGGCGGGGCGGGGGACAAGUCCAGCGCCUUGGCCCUCCUGGCCUCCGGGGGCAGUCCGCCCCUGGGCUCCUACGAGCACGAGCUGCGCUGCUUCGCCGUGUACCGGCGCGUGUACGUCCAGCGCGACGAGGCGCGGCAGGUGGCCAGCAUCGUGCAGCGGGGGAACCGCCAGCACACCUUCCGCGUGGGCAGCCUGGUGUUCCGCGCCGUGGGGAGGCUCCUCCCCCAGCAGCUCGCCGUGUUCCACUCCAACUCGGCCAUCUUCCCCGUGGGCUACCAGGCCAGCCGCAUCUACUGGAGCAUGCGCCAUGGCAACAGGCGCUGUCGCUACGUGUGCUCUGUGGUGGAGAAGGAGGGCCGGCCGCACUUCACCAUCAAGGUGGUGGAGAAGGGACACGACAACCUGCUUCUCUCUGGAUCCACUCCCAAAGCUGUGUGGGACCAGGUUCUAGAGCUGGUGUCUGAGCGACGGGCUGAGAUUGGAACCCUCAAGCUGUUCCCUGUCUACCUAAAGGGAGAGGACCUGUUUGGACUCACCGUGUCUCCUGUCACCAGGAUAGUAGAGUCGCUCCCCGGUGUGGACGCGUGUGAGAACUAUCGCUUCCGGUACGGCCGCAACCCCCUGAUGGAGGUACCAUUAGCCUUCAACCCCAGCGGCAGUGCUCGCUCUGAGGCCAAGAGCAGCUCGCAUGCCAAGAGGUUGGUCCUAAGACCGUACACCCUGACCAGUAGUGGAGCGUCCAAGUCCCUGCAGGCAGGGUCGGUGGGUGUGGUCAGCGCGGUGGGCGUGGCCCCGGGCCUGCUGGUAUUGCCAGGGGAGAUUGGGGUGGGCGGAGCGUCCCAUAGCAAGCAGUCCAAGUCGUACCAGUACAGGAGGAUGAAGAUGGAGUGGAAGAGCAACGUGUACCUGGCCAGGUCUCGCAUCCAGGGGCUGGGUCUGUAUGCUGCCAGAGACAUAGAGAAGAACACCAUGGUGAUCGAGUACAUCGGAUCAGUCAUCCGCAACGAGGUGGCCGAACGCAAGGAGAAGAUGUACGAGUCACAGAACCGAGGGGUGUACAUGUUCCGUAUCGACAACGAGCACGUCAUCGACGCCACCAUCUCUGGAGGCCCUGCCAGGUACAUCAACCACUCGUGUGACCCCAACUGCAUCACUGAGGUCGUGACUUUGGAGAAGGACCUCAAGAUUAUCAUCAGCUCCUGCCGCAGGAUUGCACGAGGAGAGGAGCUGUCCUAUGACUACAAGUUUGACCUGGAGGAUGAUCAGCACAAGAUCCCUUGUCACUGUGGAGCCCUUAACUGCCGCAAGUGGAUGAACUAGAUCACACUGGCAACAAGGACUCACACUCACACAUGUAUGCGCUCUCUCUCACAUACACACACACACACCAACACACAUGGAAACAAACACUCUUGCAUUCCUUUGUUUUGGUUAAUUACAGGCCCUCUGGUCCCCAGUCGAAAGUCUAAGCCUUUUCUUCUUUUUUUUUUUUUACUUCAGCUGUUUCAAACUAAAGUUUCAGGAAAAGAGACAGACCGCAGAACUGUUAGAGGGUUGGAGGGAAGGAGGAUUCUACAUUUUCAAAUAAGAAACAGAGGCUAUUUAUCCCCAGACUAUCGCCAUCUGCCUUCUCACGAAAUUAAAUGACUCACAGUGGUUUUGGGUUCAUCUCCAUCAAGUGUGAAAGAAGAUAUGAAGUUGGUUGCGUUUCAGUAUGGAGUUACUGGGGGGAUAGGUGGAAGGAGGGGUGAGGGAGGUCAGGGCAGAGGGGUUUGCAUUCACCAGCCAACGAGACCAGAGGAGUCCGGUGCUGGCGACAGCCUUAUUUACAUAGUGAGGCCGGUCCUCAGAAAACAGAUCUAUUCAGAUAUAUAUCUAUACAGCUAUAUAGGCAUGUUGACACCACUGAACAAGGAAUGUACUGUAAGGACUUCCUUAGAGGGCAAAACUAAGGGAAUAAUAACUUGCACUAAAACAAGAAAAUAUACAGUAGAAAAAUACUUGAUUCCAUAAGUCGUUUUUCUUUUCUUUUUUUUCUUACUCUCCCUCUGUUUUGAUUUGUGUAAGAUAAGAUUUUUUUUUGUAUUUAUUACUUAAUGAAGCUAUUUUCUAAACAAUUUGAGGAGAGUAGCGUUCUUCUUUACCGUGUGUAAAUAUAGGUCAGAUGAGGAGAACAUGAUUGACCAAAAGCUACCUUAACUUCACCUGUUUGGCAUAUUCUCUCAUUUAGUGUUUCUCUCCACAGAAAAGAAGUAUUUAAGAAGGAUGCCUCUAGAUCAUUGUAUGAGUUUAUGUGCUGUAAACAUCUGUACAGAAUGUGUAAAAAAGAAAAAUCAAGAGUAUUUUUGUUGUAUUUAGAAUGUAGUUCAGUUGUCUCUAAAUCUUCUGACCACUUGAAGAAUCAUGCUCACGAUCUUCUUUAGUUUUUGUUUUCCUCAACAAUGUUUUCAGUCAUUUGUAUAUUGAACAGGGGCAAUCAACGAAUCGCCAGAGUGGCGAUCUUGACGAUUGAUUUGAUUGGUCAAUCGUGACAUAAUUUUGUGUUGUAUAGUCUGAUGAGUAUAAAAAGGAUGAACUGUGAAGUUUUAAGUUUAAAGCCUCUUAUGUAAAACAACCUGUACAGAAGCCUGUGCAUACCUGCUCUGAUCUUACUGAUUGUCAUCAACAUCACAGACACUUAUAAUAAAUGCCUUUAUUUCACUCAAAACCUUGCAGAACAUUCGAAUCAUGCUUUGAAAAUUAAAUUGUGUGUUGUUUUUUGUUUGUUUACAUUUCUUUUUUUAACAAAAAAAAAAUGCUGUAAAUUGCUGACGAGUCUUUGGGUAGCUGGGGUUGUAGGGAAAAUGGUGUUACGUUUUUGACUUUUGACUCAAUUACGUAAUCAAUAAUCUGUUACUGGUGGCAUUUCGCUUGCUAGUUUUGAAAUGAAGUUUUUGUUUGUUUGUGAGCCCACAGUAGUUGUCUGAACUGUACUCUCAACUCUACACCCUGUUGGUGGCUCCAACACUCCUUGUAUUAUACAGAACACACGGCAUGAUGUAUUUUUUAAACUUUCAGAAGAAUCGAUUGUACAUAGUUUUCCUUAAUGGUUGUAACAAAAUCAAAAAAAAUCUUCUUGGGUAUUUUCUCUUGUACAUUCAGCUCAUCCAGACCUGCUCACCAGUUUUCCUGUAUAGUAGUUACCCUAAUGUUGAAACAUGAAGCCUUUUUGAAUUAUACAGAGUGAUAUUGGGUUUUUGGAAAUUGUUGAUUCAGAUUUAGGAAUCAUUUACAAUAAAAUAAAAAUAUUUUACAUCUUGAA
Messenger RNA from Osmerus eperlanus (European smelt), 14745 nucleotides. It is a transcript of the gene kmt2ca, whose product is annotated as lysine (K)-specific methyltransferase 2Ca. The transcript has 47 exons. Gene Ontology annotation, biological process: positive regulation of transcription by RNA polymerase II. Lineage: Eukaryota; Metazoa; Chordata; Actinopteri; Osmeriformes; Osmeridae. Gene Ontology annotation, cellular component: MLL3/4 complex; nucleus. Bases 18 to 12764 code for a protein of 4248 amino acids. Gene Ontology annotation, molecular function: histone binding; histone H3K4 methyltransferase activity; transcription coactivator activity. The record is from RefSeq and is a predicted model, not a curated record.